Messenger RNA from Penicillium expansum, 1032 nucleotides. Its product is annotated as zinc-dependent alcohol dehydrogenase family protein. NCBI's taxonomy places the organism in Eukaryota, Fungi, Ascomycota, Eurotiomycetes, Eurotiales, Aspergillaceae. The record is from RefSeq and is a predicted model, not a curated record. Bases 1 to 1032 code for a protein of 343 amino acids. Gene Ontology annotation, molecular function: oxidoreductase activity. The transcript is spliced from 3 exons.
AUGGAAGGCGGAAGUAACUCUUCUUGGACUGUGACCCGCUCUACUGUGCUUACCAAGUCCGAGACUACUAUUCCUACACCUGGUCCGAGCCAGGUGCUUGUUCGUGUCAAUGCCGUCUCACUUAACCAUCGUGACCAUACCGUUCUGCAUCAUACCUACCCUCUGCCAACGAAAGCGAAUCUUGUCCCAUGCAGUGAUGGCGCAGGUACCGUGGUUGGUGCAGGACCAGGCUCAUCCUGGGCUACCCGCAGUGGAGAGGUAGUUAUCUUGCAUCCAAACACUUGGCUGGAAGGAGACCUGCGCAAUUUUGAUGUGGAGAGCGUGCUAGGGGGAGGUGAUGCACAUGGUACUUUGACGGAGCAUAUCGUGCUAGAUGAUGUGCAAAUUCAGGAAGCGCCGACAAAUUUGACUGUGGAGGAAGCUUCUACGUUGCCAACGGCUGCCUUGACUGCUUGGAAUGCGCUGUUCAUGGGGCCUAUCCCAUGCGGACCUGGCAUUUCAAUUUUGACGCAAGGGACUGGCGGUCUAGCUGCCGCUGCGGGAGCCACCGUGAUCGCAACGUCCUCCUCUGAUGAGAAGCUUGAAGUUACUAAGCUGCUAGGUGCCACUCACUUGAUAAAUUAUCGCAAAAUACCGAAUUGGUCGGAAGAGGUCCUUCGUAUUACAAGUGGUCGCGGGGUUGAUCAUGUAGUUAAUGUCGCUGGCUCAGGCACAAUGGAGGAAUCACUUCGCAGCGUGCGGCAGGGCGGGGUUGUGUCAGUCCUAGGUAUGCUUUCAGGAUCGAAGAAAACAGAUCUGGUGCCGAUGCUUAUGAUGGGAGGGAAAACCCUCCGCGGCGUUCUUGGAGCAGGAAAUAAAGAGAUGCAUGAGCAGCUGGUGAAGUUCAUUGGACAUCAUGAUAUACAUCCUACUAUUGCGCGUGUUUUUGAAUUUGACCAGGCUGUUGAUGCGUUCGCAUAUAUGGAAAAGCACAGCGAGGUCGGAAAGAUCAUCAUCAGAGCCGAUAGACUUAUCACUAGGGAAAAUGUAUGA